AUGAGUUCUAAUCAACCACUUCUCUCUGAUUCAGAUCUUCCUCCACUGAUUCAACACCGCCCGAAGAAAUCAGGAUCCAUAGCUUCCUCUGUAUUUGACGAUGCUUCUGAAUCUCAUCAUAAAACAGGUCUUGAUCUGACGGAAGACAAAGACUAUGAUUUAGCUAGUGAAGCUAGCUUCCAUUCAGCAGUUGAGACCAAUUUCACUUUUGGGACAGAGAAAGAUUUCAACUUUGGUGAGUCCCAUUUGCCCCACAAACACCACACGCACCCUUUGGAAUGCUCCACGAAGGAGAGGGUGCGAGGGGUAUCGUGGGGUGCAAUGGAACUGCAUGAUGCCACCACCAAUAGUAGUAGCACUAGUGUGCCCUUUGAAAUCUCAGGUUCUUCUUCACAACAGCAUGUAGUUCAUCAUGAUAAUAGGUUGAGUAGUAAUCACAAUAAUUAUAGUAAGCCUCAGAGGGUUAGGCACAAGAGCAGCGUGCAGUUUGAUGAUGCUUUGUUGCAUGAUGAUAGUGCUAGGUUGAUAUAUAUUAAUGAUCCUAAGAGGACUGAUGAUAAGUGUGAGUUGCCGGGGAAUGAGAUCAGGACUAGUAAAUACACAAUUGUUACCUUCUUGCCUAAGAAUCUUUUUAUUCAGUUUCAUAGGGUUGCUUAUUUGUAUUUCCUUGCUAUUGCGGCUCUCAAUCAGCUUCCUCCCUUGGCCGUAUUUGGGAGGACUGUGUCACUCUUCCCGCUGUUGUUUGUGCUCUGCGUCACUGCUAUUAAGGACGGAUAUGAAGACUGGCGGCGGCACAGGUCGGAUCGCAAUGAGAACAACCGGGAAUCAUUGGUGCUUCAGCAUGAUGAUUUCCGGCCGAAGAAGUGGAAGAAUAUACAAGCUGGUGAGGUUGUUAAGAUCUUUGCUGAUGAGACGAUUCCAGCUGACAUGGUCUUGCUGGGGACAAGUGAUCAAAGUGGGCUUGCCUAUAUUCAGACAAUGAAUUUGGAUGGAGAGUCGAAUUUGAAGACUAGGUAUGCUAAGCUGGAAACAACUGCUGCAGUUUCUUCGGAAGCUUGUCGUGUUUCUGGGGUUAUCAGAUGCGAGCAGCCUAACCGGAAUAUUUAUGAGUUCACGGCAAACAUGGAGUUCAACGGACUUAAGUUUUCGCUUAGCCAGUCUAACAUUGUUCUGCGUGGUUGCCAACUGAAGAACACAGAUUGGAUCAUUGGUGUUGUGGUUUAUGCUGGACAAGACACAAAAGCAAUGAUGAACAGCACACCUUCUCCUUCUAAGAGAAGCAAACUUGAAAGUUACAUGAACAGAGAAACCCUUUGGUUGUCAAUUUUUCUUUUCAUCAUGUGUUUAGUUGUGGCCAUUGGGAUGUGUCUUUGGCUGGUGCGGCACAACAGCCAGCUUGAUACCUUGCCUUACUACAGAAAACGAUACUUCAACAAUGGGCCAGAUAAUAGAAAGAGAUACAAGUAUUAUGGGAUACCAAUGGAGGCAUUUUUCUCCUUCCUGAGUUCCAUUAUAGUGUUUCAGAUAAUGAUACCAAUAUCUCUUUACAUCACGAUGGAAUUGGUUCGUUUGGGCCAGUCAUACUUCAUGAUUGAAGAUGGGGAUAUGUAUGAUGCUAACUCUGGAUCAAGGUUUCAGUGUAGGUCAUUAAAUAUAAAUGAAGAUUUGGGUCAAAUACGCUAUGUAUUUUCAGACAAGACAGGAACACUAACCGAAAACAAAAUGGAAUUCCAGAGAGCUAGUGUAUAUGGGAAGAAUUACGGGAACUCGUUGGUCGUGGCUGAUGAUACAGCUGCACCUGUUAUUCCUAGACGGAGAUGGAAGCUCAAAUCUGAAAUCAGAGUUGAUUCUGAACUGCUGACAGUGUUGCAGAGCGAAUCAGAUGGAGAUGACAGAAUUGCUGCACAUGAAUUUUUUCUUACAUUGGCAGCUUGCAAUACUGUGAUCCCUAUUCCUACUGGUGGUACAUUCUCCAGUCCUGGAACAAGUGAAUCAGAUGAAGAUAUGGAAGGUAUUGAGUACCAGGGAGAAUCCCCUGAUGAACAAGCUCUAGUCUCUGCUGCUUCUGCAUAUGGAUAUACCCUUUUUGAGCGAACAUCCGGACACAUUGUUAUCGACGUCAAUGGUGAGAAGCUCAGAUUGGACGUAUUGGGCCUACACGAGUUUGAUAGUGUGCGCAAGAGGAUGUCUGUUGUUAUUCGUUUUCCCAACAACGUUGUAAAGGUGUUGGUCAAAGGUGCUGAUACUACAAUGUUUAGCAUUUUAGCAAAUGACAGUGAGAGCCACAAUACCAUACGAGAUGUAACACAGAGUCAUCUGAAUGAAUAUUCUUCACUAGGUCUGCGCACUCUUGUAGUUGCAUCUAGAGAUCUUUCAGAUGCUGAACUUGAAGAGUGGCAAAGCAUGUAUGAAGAGGCCAGCACUUCUUUGCAUGAAAGAGCUGCUAAACUACGUCAAACAGCAGCGUUUAUAGAAUGCAACUUAAAGCUACUUGGAGCAACGGGAAUUGAGGACAAGCUGCAAGAGGGUGUACCAGAAGCCAUUGAGUCCCUGCGGCAAGCUGGAAUCAAGGUCUGGGUUCUUACUGGUGAUAAGCAGGAGACAGCAAUUUCAAUUGGUCUCUCUUGCAAACUUCUCACUGCAGAUAUGCAACAGAUUAUUAUAAAUGGCACUUCAGAGGCUGAUUGUCGUAAUCUUUUGGGUGAUGCUAAAGCUAAAUAUGGCGUGAGGUCUUCAAGUAAUCAGAAUCGGAAACGAAAAUCCAAUGCUGGACUUGGUGAUCUUGAUAUUCCCAAUGGUUCGAAGUCAUUGAGUUUGCCUAAGUGGAAUCCAGGACAGGAAGAAGGAACUACUGCUCCAUUGGCACUCAUAAUUGAUGGGAACAGUUUGGUUUAUAUUUUGGAGAAGGAAUUAGAGUCAGAGCUUUUCGACCUGGCAACUUCCUGUAGGGUUGUCUUGUGCUGCCGUGUUGCUCCUUUGCAGAAAGCUGGAAUUGUUGCUUUGAUAAAGAGCCGCACCGAUGAUAUGACACUGGCAAUUGGUGAUGGGGCCAAUGAUGUGUCGAUGAUCCAAAUGGCAGAUGUUGGUGUUGGAAUAUGUGGGCAGGAAGGGCGCCAAGCGGUGAUGGCGUCAGAUUUUGCAAUGGGGCAAUUUCAGUUCUUGAAAAAAUUACUCCUGGUUCAUGGGCACUGGAAUUAUCAGCGUGUGGCUUACUUAAUUCUGUACAACUUUUACCGCAAUGCUGUCUUUGUAUUGAUGUUAUUCUGGUAUAUAUUAUGCACUGCUUUUUCUACAACAUCUGCGUUGACAGAUUGGAGUAGUGUAUUCUAUUCUGUGAUAUACACAUCUGUACCUACCAUUUUUGUUGGUAUUCUGGACAAAGACUUGAGCCAUAGGACACUCUUGAAGUAUCCGAAGCUGUACACUGCUGGUCACAGGCAAGAGGCAUACAAUUUGCACUUAUUCUGGAUCACAAUGAUUGACACAGUAUGGCAGAGCCUUGUUCUCUUCUACACUCCUUUGUUCACAUACAAGGAUAGUGCGAUUGAUAUAUGGAGCAUGGGCAGUUUGUGGACAAUUGCGGUUGUUAUUCUUGUGAAUGUACACCUGGCCAUGGACAUCAACCGUUGGGUAUUAAUUACUCAUGCUGCUGUAUGGGGAUCAAUAAUCAUUACAUAUGGUUGCAUGAUAGUCUUGGAUUCAAUACCUGUCUUUCCCAAUUACUGGACUAUUUAUCAGCUGGCAGUGUCCCCUACAUAUUGGAUAACCAUUUUGCUUAUAAUUAUCGUAGCGCUGCUCCCUCGCUUUACUUGCAAAGUUGUUUGCCAAAUCUUUUGGCCUUCAGAUAUCCAGAUAGCCAGAGAAGCUGAGCUACUGAGAAAACGACAUAAUCAUGUGCAGUCGAGGCAACAAGUUUCCAGUUAACCGGUGUUAGUGUCUUGUGUUGCUGACAGAAACUAAGGAAAUCCUAACUAAAAUGGCUUCCCUUGCAUUUGUCAUCACAAUGCAUUCUGAUGGCAGUUGGUUGUAUAGGUGAUCUGAUUCGUUGCAAAAGAAGAUUGCAUUAACGCGAGACAAAUGCUCGGCAUCCUUACGUAGUAGCCAAGGAUUUCGCAGGGAAGCGCAUGACAAGUUACGGAUCAAAGCCAUGCCAAGCCUCCAAUCCGGGAAGAAACUCAGUCUCAGAUUUUUAUCUAGUAAUUUGAUAUGGGGGGUGUGGAAUUUUUAAUGGUGGGGCAUAUGCCCAUAUAUGGUGUUUUCCACUUGUCUCUAUAGAGGGGAAUGUUUGUGGUAGAGAUAAAUUAGAGUGUAAUCAACUGUACAAUAGUUCUGUACAAAAAAAUAUCAAGCUUUAAUGGAAAGAAGAAAAAAGUAAUUUCACAUAAGACCAUCUUCGAUGGGGAAUUCAUCCCAGUUCAUAUUUAUGCCC
Arachis stenosperma is the source of this 4429-nucleotide messenger RNA. RefSeq names its product phospholipid-transporting ATPase 1-like. Bases 1 to 3924 code for a protein of 1307 amino acids. Gene Ontology annotation, biological process: phospholipid translocation. The transcript is spliced from 8 exons. Gene Ontology annotation, molecular function: magnesium ion binding; ATPase-coupled intramembrane lipid carrier activity; ATP binding. NCBI's taxonomy places the organism in Eukaryota, Viridiplantae, Streptophyta, Magnoliopsida, Fabales, Fabaceae. The record is from RefSeq and is a predicted model, not a curated record. Gene Ontology annotation, cellular component: plasma membrane.